This is a messenger RNA of Anthostomella pinea, 1881 nucleotides long. The record is from the annotation of a GenBank genome assembly. Lineage: Eukaryota; Fungi; Ascomycota; Sordariomycetes; Xylariales; Xylariaceae.
AUGAGGUCUACGGCUGCCCUUGGCGUGGUGCUUGCACUGGCUUCAGGCUCAAACGCUCAGCAGAGCGCAUAUGGUCAAUACUAUUCGCAAUGCAUCCCAGGCACAGGAUCGAUGACACAGACUACACAGACAAUCCUGACCACUUCCGUGCAGUCGACCAGCUCGUCUAGUACCCAGCUGACCAGCACUAGGAGCACAACCUCGGCAGCACCGACUGGGACAUCUGCUCUCGAAUGCACCGGCACUUUCACACCAAUCUCGGCUUCCGAGUACGUGGCGGCCAUGAACCCUGGCUGGAAUCUGGGUAACACCUUGGAUGCAACGCCAGACGAAGGCUCGUGGAACAAUCCGCCCGUCGUGGCCGAAACGUUCGCGGACGUCAAGGCUGCCGGGUUCAAGAGCGUACUGACAUCCUCUGGUGAUGUAGUUACCUAUGCCGACCACUUCACCGGCAGCUCUCCUGACUGGACUAUCGACCCGGACUGGCUGCAGCGGGUAUCCGAUGUGGUCGACAUGGCCGUGGACGCCGGACUAUAUGUCCUGACAAAUGUCCACCACGAUUCGUGGGAAUGGGCCGACGUGUCAGCGUCGGGUGCGAACUUGACCAUGAUCGAAGAGAAGAUGCACCGGACGUGGGUCCAGAUCGGCGAGACUCUGGGCUGCAAAUCCUCCAUGGUGUCUCUCGAGCCCAUCAACGAGCCCCCAGCUUCGGAUGCCGAGGAUGGUACAGAACUAAACAAGAUCAACGGAAUAUUUCUCCAGGCUUUGGCCGAGUCUGGAGGGUUCAAUACCCAACGGGUCGUAACUCUUGUCGGCGGUGCCAUGGACAGUAUCAAGACCUCCGAGUGGUUUGUGGCCCCUACCGGAUACGAUAACCCAUGGGCCCUGCAGUACCACUACUACAGUCCAUAUGACUUCAUCUUUAGCGCUUGGGGCAAGACGAUCCUGACCGACUCGGACAUCGCCACCAUUGAGGCCGACCUGGCCAACAUCCGGGGCAACUUCACCGAUGUGCCUCUGCUCAUCGGCGAGUUCGACGCCAGCCCUAUAAACUGUGAGCCCGCUGCUCGGCGGAAGUACAUGGACGUCGUUGCUCGAACAGCCAAAGAACUCGACACGGCGGUCAUCCUCUGGGAUAACGGACUGGACCACCUUGACCGCGAUACGCACACCUGGAGAGACGUUCACGCCAUACAGAUUCUGAUGAAUGCUGUGGCGGGUGUAAGCAACAGUCUCUCGGAUGCCACAACCGACGCGGCGGCCACAGAGCAGUCGAGUUCCGCAUACUUGUUCCACAAGGUGGGCGAUGCUGUGGCCGACCAGGCAAUCACAGUCUCCUUGAAUGGCAACACUCUGGACUCGAUCGCUACCGACGACGGAAUGACCCUCACUGCUCCGACCGAUUACUCCAUCUCGGACGAGACUAUCACUUUUACAUCGUCGUUCUUAUCGCAGUACGUGUCUGAGACAGCAGAACCGGGAACCAAAGUCGACCUGACUCUAACCUUCUCCGCUGGUGCCACGGCCGGCGUGACCGUGGCUCAGUGGGAGCUCCCGACUCUGGCUUCAACGUCUUCCACCGCCGUCGCAGGCGCCGAUCUGCUGAUCCCUAUCACCUGGGGCGGAAUCAACGAGCCCGCUGCUGUGAAGAUGCUGCGGAGUGACGGGGACUAUCUUUUCGACGACUGGACCCAAUAUCUGGGACCCCUGCAGGCAGCCUACGGCACCUAUUCGGGUCAAUGGAACUGGGACAGUGGCGAUCUGAUCUUGACCUCUACCACCGUCGCCGCUGUCAUUGCUGCACGGGUGCCCACGACCUUCACGUUUGACUUCUUCCCUAGGGUCGCUGGGAACUCGUUGAACUACACGUUGAACGUUUAA